Molecule: messenger RNA, 3305 nt
Organism: Ctenopharyngodon idella (grass carp)
Lineage: Eukaryota; Metazoa; Chordata; Actinopteri; Cypriniformes; Xenocyprididae
Gene: atcaya
Product: ATCAY kinesin light chain interacting caytaxin a
Exons: 14
Coding region: 1449-2627 (392 amino acids)
Biological process (GO): apoptotic process
Cellular component (GO): cytoplasm
Source: RefSeq, a predicted model, not a curated record
ACUGGAAAUUAACCAUGGUUUUAUUAUAGUAAAAGUGUAGUAAACGUGGCAGAUUGAUUACCAUUUGUAGUUUUACUACAAAUGCCAUAGUUAAACUAUGAUUAGUGUUGCAAAACCUUGGUUAAUUUGUGGUUACCAUGGUUUAACUACAAUAACUAUGGUUUUUUACUUUUAUUUGUAGUAAAACCAUGGUUAUUUUUUUAAAGGGGAAGCACGGAUGCCUUUAACUUUACUAAAACCCGCCUCAAUCAGAUCGUCAUUUUCAAGUUUAAUUUGUACGUGACAGAAAGAUAUAAAUAUAUACUUUUUAAAUUUUAAUUAGAGUCCAUUUCCACAAGUUUGAUUCAUUUAGACCGCCAAAAACUUAAAGGGACAGUUCACAAAAAAAAAAAAAAAAAAUGAUUCUGUCAUCAUUUAUUCACCCUCAAGUUGUUCUAAACCUGUAUAAGUUUCUCUGUUCUUUUUAACACAACAGAAGAUAUUUUGAAUAAUUUUGGUAACCAAAUGGUUUCCGGUCCCCAUUUUAUUUUUUUCAUACUAUGGAAGUCAACGGGGACGCAACUGUUUGGUUUACCAACAUUCAUGUUGUUUCUUCUGAUGAACACAAAAGAAGAUAUUUUGAAUAAUGUGGGUAAACCAACAAUCCUGAUGACAGGAUUUUGGAAAGGCGGAAUUUAUCGCGUAAUUUUUCCGCUUUGAAAAAUUAACAUUCUAAUUGUAUUAAUAUUAUAAUAUAAAUAAUAGGCCUAUUAAUUAACCGAAAUAUGUCCAAAUACUUACAAUAUGUAAUUUAUUUAUUUAUCAAUUGCACAACAACACAACAUGCAAGAGUAAUGUCUAUAUAAAUGACUAACACCAAACAAAUAUAAAUGGCCGAUUUACUAUAUUUUAUAAAACAAUUACAAUGUUUUACAUAAGAAAUAUUAGCCUAUGUACAAAUAUAUUUCAUAUAAAUAAUAUAUAGAAUAGCUAGCAAUACCUAUAAUAAUAUAACAUUUUUAUAAGAUAAUAAACAAAAUGGAUACAAAUAUUAUGUAAAUUUUAUGUUUUAAAUAAAUAAGUUAAAUGUCUGGUUCACCCAUAAUGAGCAGAUAUGUUUUGUACAUUAGCGCCACCUGUGGGUUCAGAGGGUUUUAACGGAUUUCAAAGGCUCUGUUGUUCCAGUGUUUAGAGGAUGUGGAAGUGCCUAAAUAACAGAUGCUCUAUUCAUCCUGAGCCUGGACCACCAGCAUUCAGCAUUCAGGAGGAGAAGGAAUAUGUCAAAGCAUCGCGGAUAUUCCUAAAGCAUCCUUACUGUGAACAGAGGACUCUUGUGUUUUCUCCAGGACCACCUGCAGUAACACAACCUGCGUUCUGCUCUGGAUGAAGAGCAAAAAUAAUCAGUUCACCAGGAAUAACCUGAUCCGUAUCACACUAAAAUUCCUCUGGUAUGGACUGGGUUGAGGUUGAUGGAGCUAGAGUCACAUGGCACCCAUGGGAUCGACCUGCGACCUGAGUAUAUUUUUGUCCCUGGUUCCUUCAGCAUGGGCAGCGUUGACUUUGGCCCGCUGAUGGAGAUGAUAGACGCGAGAGACGAGUGGCUGGAUGAUGAUUUUCCUGGGCCACUUCCUGCCGAGGGUGACAUGGACUCUUCCUGUGCCCUGAGCGAGGGGAGAACUUCUCCCCCAAACUCUCUUCUCAUUGGUGGAGCCGGAGGGGGCGGAGCUCACCGGAAGCGUCGCACACUGGUGGCGCCGGAUAUGAACUUGUCGUUGGACCAGAGCGAAGGGUCGUUGCUCUCAGAUGACUUCCUGGAUACGCCUGAUGAUCUGGAUAUUAAUGUGGAUGAUAUCGAGACGCCUGAUGAUACGGACUCGCUGGAGUUCAUAACCAACGGCAACGACCUGGAGUGGGAGGAUGACACACCCGUCGCCUCGGUCAAAGCGCCCCCUGCUGACAGUGAAGCUGAUGGAGAAGGUGUGGACGGGACAGGUGUCAACGGCCGUUUGUGGAGGACUGUGAUCAUCGGCGAACAGGAACACCGGAUCGAUAUGCAGGUCAUAAGACCCUAUCUGCGCGUCAUAUCACAUGGAGGGUACUAUGGCGAGGGCUUGAACGCCAUCAUUGUGUUCACAGCAUGUUACCUUCCUGACAGCAGCUGCCCAGAUUACCAUUACCUGAUGGAAAAUCUCUUUCUGUAUGUGGUGAGCAGUCUGGAGAUGCUGGUCGCGGAGGAUUACCUGAUCAUCUACAUGAAUGGAGGAACGCCCCGGAGUAAAAUGCCCGGCAUUAGCUGGCUUAAGAAGUGCUAUCAGAUGAUCGACAGAAGACUGAGGAAAAACCUAAAAUCUCUGAUCAUCACUCACCCUUCAUGGUUUAUCCGGACAGUCCUCGCAAUUUCCAAACCCUUUAUCAGUGUGAAGUUCAUGAAUAAGAUCCGUUAUGUGCACAGCUUGGAAGAGCUGGAAAAGAUUGUCCCUAUGGAUCAUAUUCAGAUCCCAGAGUGUAUCUUACAAUUUGAAGAGGAAAGAAUCAAUGCUAGAAAAGAGAGAAUGGAGCAGGAACAGAAAGAACAGCAGCAUCAAGAACAGCAACAGAAGCCAACCAAUCCAGAGAGGACAACAGCGAUUGAAGAGCCUGGACUCUGAGCGGACAAGCUUGAAUGUUCUUGUUGCUGAUCUUGGACCAUUUUUCAUAUUCCCAAAUUAUUCAUAUACAUAUUAGACGACUCGAAACUAGUUUCAGAUCAGCAACAAAGCAGAAACUUGAAUCAAAAGUUGGAGGAUGAGAAGGCAAGCUGCUCUCGCUUUCAUCUGCAAAGGCACAAUUUUAAAAAAGCAUCUUGAGAUCCACCAACAAAUGGCACUGCGCACAGAGAAACGUUGCUGUUUUCGGUAGCAGGAUGUACCAUCAUGCAUUGUAGCCUCUUUACUGUUAUCGCUUUUUUAAAUAGGCUGUUCCCUGCUUUCUGACCCUUGAGAAUGUCAUGCCUUUAAUUGACGGAUGUGUCCGCUCAGGAUUUGAUUGGUGGUGCAUGUCGAUUUCCAAGCAACCGUUCCUGUGCUUCUCUGUGUGUAUGCGCUCAAAUCGAAUGUAACUUUAUUCCAUUUCGCCAGUUAUGUUUGCCUGAAAUCCUUUCUUGGAUGUUUUUUGAAUGUUUUAACCCUUUUCAUCUUGUUUAAUGACCAGCUUUUGUAAAUGAUAAGUGCCAGUCAUCUCUGAAAACAUUUUGACAUUAAUGUAUUCAGCAGUAUUUUUAUGUUGCCUUAUGUUUGCUAUGAAAAUAGUUCAAAAUUAAACAUUCUGCUAUGUGUAUCAGUACAAUA